Messenger RNA from Pyricularia oryzae 70-15, 1335 nucleotides. RefSeq lists its product as uncharacterized. Bases 1 to 1335 code for a protein of 444 amino acids. The transcript has a single exon. NCBI's taxonomy places the organism in Eukaryota, Fungi, Ascomycota, Sordariomycetes, Magnaporthales, Pyriculariaceae. The record is from RefSeq and is a predicted model, not a curated record.
AUGGUGUUCAUCUACGAGUACCCUGUGCUGCACCCUUUGCAGUGGGUUCACUUUGUCAUCACGCUGCUGACCUACUUCUGGACCAUCCUCUGCUUCAUCGGCAUCUAUGGAGUCCUCGUCUCCACGCUCCGUCGCGCCCCCGUUGAGAUCAGCGAGUAUCUCGGCAACCUCCGGCAGCAAUUAUGUGAGGAGCGUUGGGCAUUGAGGCAGCAGACGCGCGAGCUCCGGGCCAAGAUCGCCUCGGCGAGGGCAAAGGGCGAGCGAUACCGAGUCGGAGCAGACAUCGUCAACCACCAUCACCACUACAACCGGCACGACAGGAGGAGGAGAAGGAGCCGGAGGGGCGAGGGCGGCUACUGCAGCGACGAGGCUGACUGCUCCCCGUGCGGCUUGGAUGAUUGCUGUCCCGGGGAAGGGUCGUUGGAGCUGAUGAGGCUCACGCUCUCGGAGCACACGCUGACGCUGCACCACUCCAUCCUCAGGGACCUCUGGCGGCAGUUCAAGGACCUCGAGCGGCCGUUCCUCGUCGCCCCUGACGUGGUGGCCAAAGCCGUCAGGGACGAUGAUAGGUGGAGUGAGGAUGACUUUGUGGAAGUCAAGAUCAGGGCCGACAUCGAGGCGCACGGAGAGGCGGGGAGCUUCUCGGGAUGGACAGCGACUUAUAGCUGCACCUUUAUGCAGCGGAUUACUUGGUACCGGACCAAAGACAACGUUCGGCUGCUAAGCGACAAACUACAACGGCUCAUGCUGCAGCGGAUGGCCAGAGAGGUCAGCCACAUCCGGAUGAUGGUCAAAGGCCUCGUCCGCCACGACGCCGUAGAGGCCGGGUGCCCCAAGAAGCCCUGCGGCUGCGCCGGAGGCUGUACCCAUCAGGUGCAGCUCAAUGUGGAGCAAGUGCACUGCCCCAAACCCGCAAGCGAGGAGACCUGCAGUUCGAGCAGCAGCAGCGCUAACACGCGAGUGGAGACGAAAAAGGUCGAGGUGAAGAAGGUUGAAGUGAAAAAGGUCGAGGAGCGGAGGGACAAGAGCGUCGUGUCGGUGUGGAGGUUUCGCGAGGACGACCAGGUUCGCCAGACCUUGCAACGUCGCGUCUCGGAGCGCGCGACUCGUCCGCCCGAUGCGAGGAUCGGGCGGCAACGGAGACGGACUUCCUAUGUAGUGCAGCGUUCAUCCAGCGAGGGGGGCUUGAAGACGGUUCACGUUGACCGUGCAAAAGGCCGUGGGCAGAGUGCCAGUGUGAAAGAGUGCAAGAGUGCAAGAGUGCGCGAGCCGACACGCCAGGCCAAGGAGAGCAUGGGCAACAUGGCCGAAACGCCCGGCGGGAUCCAGGGAUAA